Messenger RNA from Spinacia oleracea (spinach), 2136 nucleotides. RefSeq names its product protein DETOXIFICATION 48. Lineage: Eukaryota; Viridiplantae; Streptophyta; Magnoliopsida; Caryophyllales; Amaranthaceae. The transcript has 2 exons. The record is from RefSeq and is a predicted model, not a curated record. The coding region runs from base 150 to 1841 and encodes 563 amino acids. Gene Ontology annotation, biological process: xenobiotic detoxification by transmembrane export across the plasma membrane. Gene Ontology annotation, cellular component: membrane. Gene Ontology annotation, molecular function: xenobiotic transmembrane transporter activity; antiporter activity.
AUUGAUUCAUUUCACAUUUCACAUUUCACAUUUCACAUUUCACAUUUCUACAAGGCAAAGUAAUUGCUUCCUAACAGAACACACAAAAACAUCUUGUUUUUGGGUACUCCACUCUUCUAGCUCUUCCUUCAUCUUCUUUCCCAAAUAUUAUGUCCAACAUUCCUAAUCCUAUAAUCUCUUCUCUCCCUCCUACCAAAACUUGUUUAAAGUCGCUAUCGAUCGAUACUAAUAAGUUUGUUAUGGAUGAUACUCAUUCUGACGUUGAUGAUGAUGAUUACGACCAACUUCAUAGAUGGCCAACCAUUUCCGAGGCAGUAAAAGAGAUGAGAGCAAUAGGAAAAAUAUCAGGACCAACAACAGUAACAGGAUUGCUGUUAUAUUCAAGAGCCAUGAUAUCAAUGGUAUUCCUUGGAUACCUAGGCGAAUUGGAACUAGCAGGUGGUUCUCUGGCCAUUGGUUUUGCGAAUAUCACCGGUUAUUCAGUGAUAUCCGGUUUAGCAAUGGGAAUGGAGCCAAUAUGUGGACAAGCAUAUGGUGGUAAACAAAUGAAGUUACUUGGAUUAACAUUACAAAGGACAGUGCUUUUACUUUUAUCUACUUCAGUACCUAUCAGUUUCAUAUGGUUUAACAUGAAGAGAAUCCUUGUUUGGUGUGGUCAAGAUGAAGAGAUCACUUGUGUUGCUCAUCUCUUUUUAGUUUUCUCUAUUCCUGAUCUUUUCUUUCUUUCUUUUCUUCAUCCUCUUAGAAUCUAUUUGAGGACACAAAACAUUACUUUACCCUUAACUUAUUGUACCGCCAUUUCUGUUCUUGUUCAUUUGCCUCUUAAUUUCCUCUUAGUAGUCCAUCUCAAGUUAGGCAUCAUUGGGGUUGCAAUUGCUACUAUUUGGACUAACUUAAACCUUUGUAUCUUGCUUGCUUCCUUCAUUUACUUCUCUCGAGUCUAUAAAGACUCAUGGAUUACCCCGAGUAUGGAUUGUCUUCGAGGAUGGUCUUCCUUGUUAGCCCUUGCUAUUCCUACAUGUGCUUCGGUUUGCCUUGAAUGGUGGUGGUAUGAGUUUAUGAUAAUGCUUUGUGGGCUUCUUGCAAACCCAAGAGCAACGAUUGCAUCAAUGGGUAUACUAAUACAAACAACUUCAUUAGUAUAUGUAUUCCCUUCAUCUUUAAGCCUUGGUGUCUCUACCAGGGUUGGGAAUGAGCUCGGGGCUCAACGCCCUGGGAAAGCCCGUGUUUCCAUGAUCGUGUCUUUGGCAUGCGCCGUAGUAUUAGGCCUUGGUGCCAUGCUAUUUACAACUCUGAUGAGGAACCAAUGGGGUAGGUUUUUCACAAAUGAUGAAGAAAUCUUACAUCUAACUGCUGUUGCAUUGCCGAUUGUAGGACUGUGUGAGCUAGGUAACUGUCCACAAACAACAGGUUGUGGAGUACUCAGAGGAAGUGCAAGGCCUACAGUGGGAGCCAAUAUUAACCUGGGUUCGUUUUACUUUGUAGGAAUGCCUGUUGCUAUCUUAUUCGGGUUCAUUCUUAAGAAAGGAUUCCCAGGGCUAUGGGUAGGUCUACUCGCAGCCCAAGCCUCUUGCGCACUUCUAAUGCUCUAUGUCCUCUGUAAGACAGACUGGACUCUUCAAGCAGACAGAGCUACUCAAUUGACUAAAACAUCAUUAUCAUCACUACCAAUUUCGACAUCAUUCCAUUUUAGUAAAUCUCUUGACAAACCUAAGAUUGUCCCAGUUACGACCAAUCUCGAAUUCCUGUGUAUAAAGAAUAAAGAUGAGACCACAUUAAGAUCAUGUUUACCAUCAUCACAAGCUUCCCUUGAAACUAAUCCCCUCUUAAACACUCACUAAUUCAUUUCAUUAAUCAAUGUAUAAUGUCAUGCACUUUAAUUAAUUAGGUGUUUAAACUUUAACCCACAUUUUUGCCCAAAUCCGCCCUCUACUUCUCAUGCCAAUUCUACUGUACGUAGUUUGUACUAGACUUCCUCUUCUUUUUAUCUUUUUUUCUACUUGUGAGUCGUCAAGUCUGUAUUAUUCUGAUUAUUAAUAAAAAAUUUACUAUGUAAAGGUAUUUAAUUAUACCACUAUAGGAGUCCGGAUCUUCUUCCCAUUUAUCAUUUAUAUAUCAUUUUCUCAGAUUGGUUCA